AUGGCCACAGGACAUGAACGUUACAUCGACGACUAUGAGUCCGGAGUCAAGUCCGGGCGCAUAGCUCAACCGCCACGCCGGCUCAUGAAGUUCAUUGACAAAAUAUACGAAAUACAGAACCACACGUGCAUCCUUCUUGCGAGAGUGAAGGAAAUAAGAAUCUCAACACCGGCCACGGCUUCCCGUGAAGAGGCCCAGAGGAUUUUCGACGAAUCAAUCGAUCCUCUUUCGGAGAGCCUAAAGUAUCUCCUCGACAUCGUACAGACCGUUUAUGUUGACUUUCAUUUUGCACGUCUCCGUGCCAUAAGAAGUGUGUCGCCACCCAAAGUCCUCAGGAGUCUGGACAAUUUGGAGGCGCUAUGGAGGGAAGCAAUAGAGGAGGCCGAGCACGUGCUGGACGGGGCUCUAGACGACUUGAAGCAACACAUCGCGUUUCAUGGAGUGGUGUGCGGCCUGAACGAUAUCUUUGAAGAGCAUCUUUAAGGCUACGGUUGCAUGUGAUCCGCUCGAUCGGUCCCCCACUCAUCGCUCGACCGCCUCAAUCUUCAUCGGGAGGACAGGAUGAACUUCCCUUGUCCUCGACCUCGCUCAACGAAGACAACAUGGUGCACUCACAACCCUGGACCCCCUUUCCCAUGUCAUCGAACACGUCGACUAAGCAAACUCGUUGCUGCUACUUGGCCGCGGAGUAAGGUCAAGCCUUUAUAAGCCAUACGGUGUGCGGUGAUGCGAGCCCGGUGGCUACCUUGACAACCCAGCCCAAGACGACCGGCCAUUCCGCGAAGUUGGUCACCUCGAUACUGCCCGUCUGGUCCUUAACAACAAUGGUCAUAGGUACGACUUACAAGAAAGUCCCGGCUACCGUGGCUCCCGCAACUCCAUAUGUCUCGGUCUGGACUCUCGGCCGAGUCGCUCGAGGAGGUUCAGGGUCUCUGUGGUGCUUGGGCUGGUUGGCUGCAUCCCAAACCAUCAUGAUACCUCUAGAAAACAUUCAUGAACAGGACAGGUAGAGAAGCAAGCGGGAAGACCAUGGUCAAGCGUAAGGGAUAUAGUUUUCUUUAGUUAGGGAAAAGCUGGUCGAGUGAUGAAUUCAGAGAUAUCUCC
This is a messenger RNA of Neurospora crassa OR74A, 1104 nucleotides long. RefSeq lists its product as hypothetical. The record is from RefSeq and is a predicted model, not a curated record. The coding region runs from base 1 to 483 and encodes 160 amino acids. NCBI's taxonomy places the organism in Eukaryota, Fungi, Ascomycota, Sordariomycetes, Sordariales, Sordariaceae. The transcript is spliced from 2 exons.